CAUUCUCUUCUCUCUUUUCACCUCCUUCAUCCUCCUCUUUUCAGCGGUCAAAAAUGGUCUUCAAGGUUGCUGACGUUUCCCUCGCCGCCUUCGGUCGCAAGGAGAUCGAGAUUGCAGAGAAUGAGAUGCCCGGUCUCAUGUUCAUCAGGCAGAAGUACGGCGCUGCUCAGCCCUUGAAGGGUGCCCGCAUUGCCGGAUGCCUUCACAUGACCAUUCAAACCGCUGUUCUCAUCGAGACCCUCACCCACCUCGGUGCGGAGGUGACCUGGUCGUCCUGCAACAUCUUCUCCACGCAGGACCACGCCGCUGCUGCCAUUGCCGCAACUGGCGUGCCGGUGUUCGCCUGGAAGGGUGAGACUGAGGAGGAGUACCAGUGGUGCAUCGACCAGACCAUCGCUGGAUUCAAGGACGGCAAGGCCCUGAACAUGAUCCUCGAUGAUGGUGGCGACUUGACCUCGAUGGUGCACGAGAAGUACCCCCAGUACCUGAAGGACAUCCGCGGUAUCUCUGAGGAGACCACCACCGGUGUUCACCACCUGUACAAGGCGUUCCGCGAUGGCAAGCUCAAGGUCCCCGCCAUCAACGUCAACGACUCCGUCACGAAGUCCAAGUUCGACAACCUGUACGGCUGCCGCGAGUCCCUCGUCGAUGGCAUCAAGCGUGCCACCGAUGUCAUGCUUGCGGGCAAGGUCGCCGUUGUCGCUGGCUUCGGUGAUGUCGGCAAGGGCUGCGCUGAGUCCCUCCGCUCUUACGGCGCGCGCGUCAUCAUCACGGAGAUCGACCCCAUCAACGCCCUCCAGGCUGCGAUGGCCGGCUACGAGGUCACGACCAUGGAGGAGGCUGCGCCCCGCGGUAACGUCUUCGUUACCACCACCGGUAACCGCGACAUCAUCACUGGCAAGCACUUCGAGGUCAUGCCGGAGGAUGCUAUCGUCUCCAACAUCGGCCACUUCGACGUCGAGAUUGACGUUGCCUGGCUCAAGGCCAACGCCGCCUCGGUGUCCAACGUCAAGCCCCAGGUUGACCGCUUCACCAUGAAGAACGGUCGCCACAUCAUCCUUCUCGCUGAGGGCCGUCUUGUCAACCUCGGCUGUGCCACCGGCCACCCGUCCUUCGUCAUGUCCUGCUCCUUCUCCAACCAGACGCUCGCGCAAAUUGCGCUCUGGACCACCCCGGAGAAGUUCCCCCUCGGCGUGCACAUGCUCCCGAAGGAGCUCGACGAGGAGGUCGCGCGCGCCCACCUUGCGCAGCUCAACGUCAAGCUCACCACGCUCUCCGACGAGCAGUCGAAGUACCUCGACAUCCCGGUCAACGGCCCGUACAAGCCGUCGCACUACCGCUACUAGACGAGGGAUCGCGAUCCACCAACGACGGCCUCAACGAGCCCUCGCCAAAAGCAUAGGAUCUUCAACGUCCUGGACCCAGAGACAUAUUUAACUAUGUUGUGCGCGCGAGUAUGGACGCCGGUGAUGAUUCUGUGGAUGUAACUUGGUCGAGGGAGCGCCUUUCCCGGUAGGAGGCGCUCGUUGCUUGGGGCGCGGAGCGCCUCGAGCGGCGGGCCAGGGAGAGGGGGAUGGGAGAGAAGGCGUAUACAAUGUAACUGGUGCUUCAACGCGCUCCAUAUGUACGAAUAUCGAUGCGAUGCAUGUUACGACUGA
This is a messenger RNA of Schizophyllum commune H4-8, 1658 nucleotides long. RefSeq names its product S-adenosyl-L-homocysteine hydrolase. Lineage: Eukaryota; Fungi; Basidiomycota; Agaricomycetes; Agaricales; Schizophyllaceae. The coding region runs from base 54 to 1346 and encodes 430 amino acids. The record is from RefSeq and is a predicted model, not a curated record. Gene Ontology annotation, molecular function: adenosylhomocysteinase activity. Gene Ontology annotation, cellular component: cytosol. The transcript has 10 exons. Gene Ontology annotation, biological process: L-methionine cycle.